AUGGCUAGCAGAGAAGGAGAGUACAUAAGUGACUCAGGCUCAGACUACACAGAGUAUUGGAUUGACUGGUUUCUAGGAAGCCGUGGUAACGAAUACUUCUGCGAUGUUGAUGCCGAAUACAUAACGGAUCGAUUCAACCUUACAGGAUUGAAUCAGUAUGUGGAUAGAAUAGGAUUAUUGGUGGAUAUUAUAACGGAUCGAACACAGAUAAGUGAGACACAGCCGGAGGAAGCCAGAGCCCGUCUUGAAGACAAUGCCAAAUUCAUCUACGCUCUUAUUCAUGCGCGGUACAUAAUUACAUCGCGUGGUUUGAGUAAGAUGCUUGAAAAGUACAGAAACGGUGAUUUUGGAUACUGUCCAAGAGUCAAUUGUAAGCUAACGCCUCUUUUACCGGUAGGAUUAAGUGAUAAACCUCGUGUGGCCUCUGUCAAACUUUACUGCCCUAACUGUGAAGACCUAUAUAACCCCAAAUCUUCUCGUCAUGCUUCCAUUGAUGGAGCUUUCUUUGGAACGUCAUUUCCUGCCAUGUUCCUCCAAAACUAUCCAGAGUUGGUUCCUACUCACAACGUUGAUGUGUAUAUUCCAAAGAUCUUUGGUUUCCAGCUUCACAGCCAGGCACAGUUGACUCGAUGGAGACUACUUAAAAGAGAACAGUUGGUCAAUAGGUUGGACCAGUUACAUAUCGAGCAUGCUAAUGAUGGCCCCGGUGGGUUUGCGGAUCCUGUUGAUGAUGACGAGAAUAAGAAGGCAAAAAGGGGAAGACGAUAA
This is a messenger RNA of Brettanomyces nanus, 768 nucleotides long. RefSeq lists its product as uncharacterized. Gene Ontology annotation, molecular function: protein kinase regulator activity. The coding region runs from base 1 to 768 and encodes 255 amino acids. NCBI's taxonomy places the organism in Eukaryota, Fungi, Ascomycota, Pichiomycetes, Pichiales, Pichiaceae. The transcript has a single exon. The record is from RefSeq and is a predicted model, not a curated record. Gene Ontology annotation, cellular component: cytoplasm; protein kinase CK2 complex.